ACUAUUCUAAGAACAUAAUUUUCAAAAUGUGUGAGUGCUUUCCAAAAAUGAGAGAUUUAGAAGACAACUACGACCAUGAAGAUAAUGAAAAUGACAUGGAAUAUAUAUUAGAAUGUGUUCUAAUGGAGGACGAUGGUAGUGACGAAUAUAAAGAAUUAAGGAAUAAUUACAAUUCCCAGCUAACUCAGAGCUGCAAAUGUUCGAAAGGCGUUUGCUCUGAUCUCGCAGAGUGCCCACAUGGAGGUGCUUAUAAGUAUAGCUCAAAUAAAAGUGAAUUGGUUCUGAAAUCAAACAAUAGUCUUCCUAUUUUUGAAUGUAAUGGCUCUUGUGAAUGUGGCAUCAAUUGUGGCAAUAGACUUGUGCAGAAUGGUCCACGAAGAGAUUUGGAGAUUUUCGAUUCUCCUUUAUACCAUUCCAAAGGCGUCCGCACAACUGUUAACAUCCCUCAAGGAGCUUUCAUCUGUGAAUACGCAGGCGAACUGAUAACUAAGACUGAGUCACAACGAAGGAUAGAGGUAAAUGAUAGCCUCGGUUACAUGAACUAUGUGCUGUGCUUAAAGGAGUUUGCCUCAGAAGAAAUUUCGGAAGUCACUAUUGUAGAUCCAUGUAGGCGGGGCAAUAUUGGACGCUACCUGAACCACAGUUGUCAGCCCAAUUGCCAGAUUAUGGCCGUGCGGGUAGAAUGCCCAAUACCCAAGAUUGGAAUCUUUGCAUCACGGGACAUUCAUGCCCUCGAGGAGCUCUGUUUCCAUUAUGGCGGAGAAGAAACAAGGCCGAAAACAGGUUCUUGCAAAAUCUGUUUGUGUGGCAGUUUAAAUUGCUCGGGUUUCAUGCCAAAUACUGAAAUGAAUCUUUGAGAAAAACAGUUAUCAGAGCUUAUUCUGCACAUCGCUUUCAAGUGGAGGCAACUUUUCC
Drosophila willistoni is the source of this 915-nucleotide messenger RNA. Its product is annotated as probable histone-lysine N-methyltransferase set-23. The coding region runs from base 27 to 857 and encodes 276 amino acids. The record is from RefSeq and is a predicted model, not a curated record. Gene Ontology annotation, molecular function: zinc ion binding; histone H3K9 methyltransferase activity; protein binding. NCBI's taxonomy places the organism in Eukaryota, Metazoa, Arthropoda, Insecta, Diptera, Drosophilidae. The transcript is spliced from 3 exons. Gene Ontology annotation, cellular component: nucleus.